UACUUUUCCUGCUUUUUCUGAUAUUGAAGCUUUUACAUGGAUCUUGAGCCAACUCUUACGUGCCCAGUUGCCAACCUGCAUUAUUGCUUCUCUUGUAUCUCCAUCAACAUAUAUAGACGAAUUAAAUGCACAAAUAAUUAUUUUGAUUAGUUAUAUAUACUUGUAAUCUCUUUCGUUUAUACGAUUUUGCGGAUACGAAGAUUGUUUGCACGUUUCUGUCAUCCAGUUUUACAGGAUUAUAAUUUAUAAAUAUGUUAAUACAUGCUAUGUGCAAGAGUCACAGAGAAAAUGGCAAGUCUGAAAGAAGGCACCAACAACACUGACACUGACACUGUCACUGUCUACGCCGCCCAAGCUCUUCCUCUGCUUCACACUCUUCACCCCCUCCGUCGCACCUUCUUCAACCGCGUGUUUGCUUUGGUUUACGCGUGUGCCAUCCUAGCUCUUGUCUAUCGCCAUGCACAAACACUUCUCAACUGCAAAAACUUGGCUUCUUUCUCUGUAACGCUCUCUUUGUUGCUCGCUGACCUUAUUUUGGCCUUCAUGUGGGUGGCCACACAGUCGUUUCAUAUCCGUCCGGUUCAUCGUAAAGAGUACCCAGAAAACCUUGAAAAAUUCCUGAAACCAAGAGAUUUUCCUGCUCUGGAUGUGUUUGUUUGCACCGCCGAUCCUUAUAAAGAACCACCCAUAGAUGUUGUGAACACGGCCUUGUCUGUUAUGGCGUAUGAUUAUCCCACCGAGAAGGUUUCGGUUUAUGUAUCGGACGAUGGAGGCUCGGCACUCACUCUCUUUGCUUUCAUGGAGGCUGCUAAGUUUGCAAGCCACUGGCUACCGUUUUGCAGGGAGAAGAAUAUCAUGGUGAGGAGCCCAGAAGUAUACUUCAGUACAUCAGAAUCAAAUCAUCCUUGGUGCUUGGAGACUCAGAAGAUUAAGGCUCUGUAUGAAAGCAUGAAAUUUAGAGUAGAACAUGUCGUUGAGACUGGCAAAGUAAGCGAUGAGUAUAUCAAUGGUGAUGAAGAACGUGAGGCUUCAAAGAAAUGGACAGACGGGUUCAUUCGCGAAGAUCAUCCCACUGUUAUUCAGGUCUUAUCAGAGAAUAGCAAAGACAGAGACGUUACUGGACAUUUGUUGCCCAAUCUGGUUUAUGUAUCCAGACAGAAAAGCAAAACUUCACGCCACUAUUUUAAAGCCGGUGCCCUCAAUACCCUGCUCCGAGUGUCAACCGUUAUGACCAAUGCACCAAUAGUGUUGACGCUUGAUUGUGACAUGUACUCAAACGAUCCCAAAACACCUCUCCGUGUACUAUGUUAUGCUUGUGAUUCUGCAACUCGAUCUGACUUGGCAUUCGUUCAGUUUCCUCAGCGUUUUCGUGGACUUAACAAGAAUGACUUGUAUGCCUGUGAGAUCAAGCGUUUGUUUGAAAUCAAUUUUCUGGGUUUCGAUGGGUUAAGGGGUCCAAAUUAUGUUGGAACCGGAACCUUUUUCCGUCGACGAGCAUUCUUCGGUGACCCUUCCUCUAUUUGGUCACCUGAAAUCCCUCAACUCCACCCAAACCAUGCUGUGGAUAAAUCAAUCAGGGCCCCAUCUGUCCUGUCAUUGGCUCACCAUGUAGCAGGCUGCAACUAUGAGAACCAAACCUACUGGGGAUAUAAGAUGGGCUUUCGAUAUGGGUCAUUGGUAGAGGACUACUAUACAGGUUACAGGAUGCAUUGUGAGGGAUGGAGGUCCAUAUUUUGUCAUCCUGAGAGGUCAGCAUUUUAUGGGGAUGCACCAAUAUGCCUUGUUGAUUUGCUAAACCAAAACAAGCGAUGGGCCAUUGGUCUACUAGAGGUCACCUUUUCCAGAUACAGUACCUUAAUCUUUGGGAUCCGCAGAAUUGGUCUAAUGGGUCUCUGUUAUGCUUAUUAUUCAUGCUGGCCCUUCUGGUCCAUUCCCAUCACUGUGUAUGCAUUUCUCCCCCAGCUAGCUCUCCUCAACGGAGUCAGUCUCUUCCCGAAGGUUUCUGAGCCAUGGUUUCUCUUAUAUUCAUUUCUAUUCAUUGGAUCCUAUGCAAGAGAUUGCCUAGAGUUUAUAUUAGAAGGUGCAACUUUCAGAAAAUGGUGGAAUGAUCAGAGGAUUUGGAUGAUCAGGGGACUGACAUGUUUCCUUUUCGGGUCCUUUGAGUAUUUUCUCCAGAGCAUUGGCAUUUCUGCAAUAGGUUUCAACGUGACCAGCAAAGUGCUUGAUGGCGAACAAAGCAAGAGAUAUGAGCAAGAAAUCUUUGAGUUUGGAGUCCCAUCUCCCAUGUUUGUGACGCUGGCAACUGCAGCAAUAAUCAACUUCCUCUCAUUCUUUAAAGGAUUCUUGGACAUUAUCAGUGGAACCAAUAUGGAAGGACUGUUUCUGCAGUUGCUUUUAUCCGGUUUUCUCAUGGUGAAUUGCUUGCCGAUUUAUGAAGCCAUGUUCCUGAGAAGUGACAAAGGGAAAAUGCCAACCAGAAUUACUCUUAUUUCGACGUUUCUGGCAGGGGCUCUAUAUGCAGCAGCUUCUCUCGCUUUUUAGUGACACAAUUAAGGCUUUCUUCUUAUUUUGCUUACUGCUUUACUUUAUUAGCUGCAAAAAUUGUAUUUUCCAGAAAUAAUCAGGGGAAAUCUACGCUGCAUUAGUCUAUUACCAA
Molecule: messenger RNA, 2656 nt
Organism: Mangifera indica (mango)
Lineage: Eukaryota; Viridiplantae; Streptophyta; Magnoliopsida; Sapindales; Anacardiaceae
Product: cellulose synthase-like protein G2
Exons: 6
Coding region: 262-2541 (759 amino acids)
Biological process (GO): cellulose biosynthetic process; plant-type primary cell wall biogenesis
Cellular component (GO): trans-Golgi network; plasma membrane
Molecular function (GO): cellulose synthase (UDP-forming) activity; mannan synthase activity
Source: RefSeq, a predicted model, not a curated record